Molecule: messenger RNA, 895 nt
Organism: Podospora pseudopauciseta
Lineage: Eukaryota; Fungi; Ascomycota; Sordariomycetes; Sordariales; Podosporaceae
Exons: 3
Coding region: 1-822 (273 amino acids)
Biological process (GO): regulation of DNA-templated transcription
Source: RefSeq, a predicted model, not a curated record
AUGAAGCCCAACUCAUCCCUCAUCGGACUUCUCACCACCCUCUUACUCACCUCUUCAGUCCUCGCCUCCCCACAACACGGCAAAGCAAAAGGAAAAGGCAACCCCCUCCCCAUCCCCAUCACCCCCCCCUCAGAAGAACCCCCAACCCACUACGGCGUCCUCCUCAUCCGCGCCUUCCAACCGCUAGACAUCUACGGCCCCCUCGACACCCUCCAACUCCUAGCCCACAACCGCCACCUAACCCUCACCCUCCUCUCCCGCACCCUUCUCCCCGUAACCUCCGAGCCCGCCUCGGCAAUGAUGAACACCCACAGAUCCACCUUCUGGCCCACCAUCUCCCCAACCCACACCCUCACCUCCCCCCCAUCCAACCUCCAAGUCCUCAUCAUCCCCGGCGGCCCCGGCGCCCGAUCCCCCGACCUCGGCCCCGAAAUAGCCUUCAUCCGCUCUGUCUUCCCCAAGCUCCAAUACCUAAUCACAAUAUGCACCGGCUCCGGCAUCGCCGCCCAAUCCGGCGUCCUCGACGGCCGCCGCGCGACGACCAACAAGGCGGCCUGGAAUUCCAUGACGGCCAUGGGGCCAAAGGUGAAAUGGGUCGCGCCCGCGAGGUGGGUUGAAGAUGGCAAGGUUUGGAGCAGCAGUGGUGUCACGGCAGGAAUAGAUCUCAUCUACGAGUUCAUCAAGCAGAAAUACCCCAAUGGUACGGCACUGACAAAAAGAUUCGGCGAGGUCACCGAGUACGAGCCCGAAACUGACUGGAGAGCUGACCCCUGGAGCGAGAGGUUCAAUGUUACUGUUCCUGUUCCUGAGCCUCUGGUGUAGAGGGCUGAGUUGGGUUCGAGUCUGAAAUUGACAAGUUGGAGGAGAAAGGCAAGCGGGCGAGCGUGAAUCUGUU